Messenger RNA from Daucus carota subsp. sativus, 1781 nucleotides. Its product is annotated as aldehyde dehydrogenase 1. The record is from RefSeq and is a predicted model, not a curated record. The transcript is spliced from 9 exons. NCBI's taxonomy places the organism in Eukaryota, Viridiplantae, Streptophyta, Magnoliopsida, Apiales, Apiaceae. Gene Ontology annotation, molecular function: aldehyde dehydrogenase (NAD+) activity. Bases 107 to 1618 code for a protein of 503 amino acids.
UAUAAAUGUGUGUAGGAGUGUGUUUUUAUUUCAUUCCAGCGAAAACUAAGCAUCACAAAUUUAUCUCUCUCCCUGGUUCAACUAACGAAUUGCAGAGAGAUAAAACAUGAGUAUUGAAAGCAAUGGAAAGCUUACACACAAGAAGAUGAAGUUUGUUCCUGAAAUUAAGUUCACUAAGCUCUUCAUCAAUGGACAGUUCGUUGAUUCCAUCUCAGGUAAAACUUUUGAGACUAUAGACCCAAGAACAGGGGAUGUGAUUACAGAGGUUGCACAAGGGAUCAAAGAAGAUGUCGAUUUGGCUGUCGAGGCUGCCCGUGAUGCAUUCGACAAUGGACCAUGGCCUCGUCUGCCGGGAACUCAAAGGAGAAGCAUUUUGAUGAAACUAGCCGACUUAAUCGAUGAAAAUGCAGAAGAGUUGGCUGCAUUGGAUGCAAUUGACGGAGGAAAACUGUUUCAUGAUGGCAAGAAUAUUGACAUUCCCAGUGCAGCAGAAACCUUCCGCUAUUAUGCAGGUGCUGCAGAUAAAAUUCAUGGAGACACAUUGAAAAUGUCGAGGGAGUUUCAAGCAUACACAUUGCGUGAGCCCAUUGGCGUUGUCGGGCACAUCACUCCUUGGAACUUCCCGAGUAUGAUGUUUGCAAUGAAAGUUGGUCCAGCAUUAGCUGCUGGCUGCACCAUGAUUGUCAAGCCCGCAGAGCAGACACCCCUCUCAGCUUUGUACUAUGCUCAUUUGACGAAGCUGGCCGGCAUUCCAGAUGGAGUGGUCAAUGUUGUAACAGGUUACGGGCCUAUAGCUGGAGCUGCUAUUAGUUCUCAUAUGGACAUUGAUAAGGUAAGUUUCACAGGAUCGACAGAAGUGGGGCGUUUAAUAAUGAAGGAUGCAGCAGUGAGCAACUUGAAACAAGUCUCGCUUGAACUAGGGGGCAAGUCUCCUAUUAUAAUAUUUGAUGAUGCAGAUUUUGAUAAAGCCGUGGAUCUUGCUUUAAUAGGAAGUCUAUAUAAUAAGGGAGAAAUUUGUGUGGCUGGUUCCCGUGUCUUUGUUCAGGAAGGCAUUUAUGAUAAAUUUGUGAAGAAGUUGGAAGAGAAAGUCAGGUCAUGGGUAGUCGGGGAUCCGUUUGAUGCAGAUUCCCAGCAAGGACCUCAAGUUGAGAAAAAACAGUUUGAGAAAAUACUUUCAUACAUUGAGCAUGGCAAGAGGGAAGGUGCCACUUUGUUAGCUGGUGGGAAGCGCUUUGGCGAAAAAGGAUAUUAUAUUGAGCCAACUAUAUUUACUGAUGUCAAGGAUGAUAUGAUCAUAGCAAAAGAGGAAAUAUUCGGUCCUGUCAUGUCAGUUCUGAAGUUCAAGACCAUGGAUGAGGUGAUUAGAAGAGCUAAUGCUACAAAAUAUGGCCUGGCAGCAGGUGUUAUCACUGAGAAUCUGAACAUUGCCAACACCGUGUCAAGAUCAAUUCGAGCAGGAGCCAUCUGGAUAAACUGUUAUUUUGCUUUCGACAGAGAUUCUCCUUAUGGAGGGUAUAAAAUGAGUGGAUUUGGAAGAGAUAUGGGAAUGGACGGACUCGAUAAAUAUCUCCAUGUCAAAAGUGUUGCCACUCCCAUAUAUAAUACACCUUGGCUGUGAUAUUAAGCACUACGUUGCUGGUGAUUAAUAUAGCUUUGAUCAUGUAUAAUGAUAAGCAGAACUCGUACUUUAAGAACUAGUUCAUACCAUUCUCUAUUUCUUUCCCUUGUACUUUCUCAACGAACUUGCUUACUAGUAAAGGCUUGGAGGAUUUUAUAAUGUA